Messenger RNA from Leucoraja erinaceus (little skate), 3168 nucleotides. It is a transcript of the gene tmem88bl, whose product is annotated as transmembrane protein 88. Gene Ontology annotation, cellular component: plasma membrane. The record is from RefSeq and is a predicted model, not a curated record. Lineage: Eukaryota; Metazoa; Chordata; Chondrichthyes; Rajiformes; Rajidae. Gene Ontology annotation, molecular function: PDZ domain binding. The coding region runs from base 418 to 966 and encodes 182 amino acids. The transcript has 2 exons.
AGCUCCUAAUAUCUCCAGUACGUACCCACUAAUUCGGACGGUGCAGUUCCAGUGGAUGGGGAUGCAGCAGGAGUGGAUUGGAUGGAGUGAGGCGGGAACGACUGCAGCUCCAGCUCCAGCAGCUUAUUAAUCUCCACUAACUGGCUUAGUGUCAAAAGGCUGAUAGAAUCAGCUGCCGGUGGUGGAUGCUGCUCAAGUGAGGCUUUGAUCGCAGCAAGGUUCUGAAAGUGAUUCAUACCUAUUGCAGGGCAGGGUGACAUCAAUGUGGGGAAUAGCAGGAUAACGGACAAGGAAACUACUUGUGCGGACAGCAGCUGAGCAAGCCCCUGCAUCCCGAACGUUAAGCUGGGGGAUCUGCAGCUCAAUCAGUUUAACUGUGGAAAGCAGAGCAGAAGGAGAAAUAUCGGCAGCGGCGAAAUGGCAGGGCAGGGAAAUGAAGACUUUGAUGUGGACAACGUGUCGGACACCGCCCGCAUGCUCAACCAUGUCCACCCGCCACCCUACAGCAUCGAUGACCAGCCCUGGACUCUGGAGGCACGCAGCAUGUGUGAGUGCUGGGGCUGGGCACUGCUGGUCACUGCCUUUAACUUUGCACUGUUCCUCCUGAACCUCGCCCUCAUGGGCACGGUGUUUUGCAUCGUGCUGCUGCCCACUAUCGUGGUGGUGUACUUUGGCUUUCAGUGCCACUCCAGGGUUAUACAUUCGGAUGCAUACUACUGUAAAACUGUCCUGGAUGAUAACAGCUCCUCUGCACUCAUCAUUCUUGGCUUUGUCCUUAUGUCUCCACUUAUUGUGAUUGCCAUGGUGACCUACUGCGGAGUGGCACGUCGUCUGCGCCUCUUCUUGUGCUUUGCUCCCUACUCCCGAGCAGUCUACAAGGGGAUGAAGUGGACUGGGUAUGGCAACCCCAGCUUCUGCUGCUGCAGUGGAAAGGAGUGGGACAGCAGUUUGAAGGCUUGGGUCUGAUAGUGUUUUAAAUGAAUGUAUCACGGGCUGCAACUGCUUUCUAUAAUAGUCUUGUGUUCUGUCCUCUGUCUCUUGCAUUGUGAAGUAAUUUACAGUAACAUUUUAAUAUAUAAACUCCAAAGUUAUUGCUAGAAAUCUGCACCAGGACUCUUCUUUAAAGGAAGAGACAGAUUAAUAUUUUGGGGGGAUUAUUUUCUUAAUUCUAGUGUAUGAAAUAGGAAUAUAUUUACUCCAAUCUCCUUGAAUGGGAUUAGUAACUUUAUGCAUUUUGAAUUAUCUUUGCUGCUUUGCCUUUCUCUAUUCUAUUGGAUGGGUUGCAUGUCCAUUUGCCUUUAUCACAGUAAUAAAGUAAUGAAACCUUCCCAACUCUGGUGGUGCUACAGUACUCCUUGUAGUGAGAGACUUUGAUUACAGUGUGCCAUGACUAUGUAGACAGCUUAAAAAAUGUCCAUGCUAUUGAGGGAGUACAGCGUAGGUUAAUUCCCGGGAUGGCGUGACUGUCAUGUGCUGAGAGAAUGGAGCGGCUGAGCUUGUACACUCUGAAGUUUAGAAGGAUGAGAGGGCAUCUUAUUGAAACAUAUAAGAUUGUUAAGGGUUAGGAAACAUGUUCCCGAUGUUGGGGGAGUCCAGAUCCAGGGGCCACAGUUUAAAAAUAAGGGGUAAGCCAUUUAGAACGGAGACGAGGAAACACUUUUUCUCACAGAGAGGCGUGAGUCUGUUGAAUUCUCUGCCUCAGAGGGCGGUGGAGGCCGGUUCUCUGGAUACUUUCAAGAUAGGGCUAGAUAGGGUUCUUAAAGAUAGCGGAGUCAGGGGAUAUGGGGAGAAGGCAGGAACGGGGUACUGAUUGGGGAUGAUCAGCCAUGAUCACAUUGAAUGGCGGUGCUGGCUCGAAGGGCUGAAUGGCCAACUCCUGCACCUAUUGUCUAUUGUCUAACACAUUAUAGAUGUUGCAUAUAGAUAUGUCUCAUGCAGGUACAGAGUGCCAGCAUUAUCCCACAGCUAAAUGUGGACAAAGGAAAUUACAAUGGAAAUAUAAAAAUAAGGAGGAAUGGAACAUCUGAACAUCGUGGUCCAGUUUUCCAGCUGCCAUUUCAUCACACUGCAUCUACACACGCCAUAUACAGCAACAUGGGCAAUAGAGCUCAUCAUGAGGAUUAGAUGCUGAGAUUUUUUAAGGCAGUGAUCGAUAGAUUCUUGAUUAGUACAGGUGUCAGGGGUUAUGGGACGAGGCAGGAGAAUGGGGUUGAGAGGGAGAGAUAGGUCAGUCAUGAUUGAAUGGCAGAGUGGACUUGAUGGGUCGAAUGGCCUCAUUCUGCUCCUAGAACUUAUGGAAUUAUGAACUUAGAAACUCUUUAGAUGAAGGAGUAAAGGAAAACAAAAGCAAAAACACGCAACGAACUAGGCAUUUCCAGCUUUAUUUGUCCAGCUUCUUAAUCCACACUCACAAUUUCUUCGUCCUAAUGAGCUGGCCUUGACUCUACCCAGCACAUCAAUUUAUCAUCCUGAAUUCAGCAUUCUCAGAGCUCCAAUACGUGCUUUUGUUUUGCUUUUGCAGUACCCAGAAUUGUACUAAAGCAGCAGCACAACUGAACGCAUUUUUUUAAAAUUCUGCCAGAACUGUUCCAUUCGCUGUUUACAAGAUUGCCAAAGGGGGGAAUGCUCUGGCAAACAUUUCCUGCAUUUAUUGUAAAGGGAAAUAAUCAGAUACAAAGAGAAUGACCCUGCACACUAUAAUCUGGGCCAAUGACCUCAAUAACAAUAUUAAAGUUUAGAGCCUGCUUUUAAACCAGCACACGUACCAGGACAGAUAGAGUCAUAGAGUCUUAAAGCAUGGAAACAGGCCCUUCGGCCCAGCUUGUCCACACUGGCCAACAUGUCCCAUCUACACUAGUCCCAACUGCCUGAAUUUAGAGGCCCAUAUUCCUCUCAACCUGUCCUAUCCAAAUACCUGUCUAAAUGUGCAGCACACCUGUGCAGCCAUCACCUCAUUUACUGCCUGGCGGCUGAAGAGAAGGAGACACAUUUUGAGGAGCAAAUGACUAAAAAUAAUUAAUUUUUGUGAUGAAAGAUUACUAUCUUCAAUUUUUUUGGGUGCAGAUUAUUUUAAAAUAAGUAUUUUUAAACCCAGUGUGUAAACGCUGUUUCCAAUUCACAGCCUGUACAUGCGUGGGUGAACCAUGGUAAAGAUACAUUACGGGGGGG